CUCCAUCUAGGAGGGACCCAACAACUUGUACCUGACAACCUUGGUAAGACCGACUCAUUGUCUACUGAAGCAUUGAUGGCUGCUGCAUAUAUAAAAGGUCCAAAAUCACAUGUUUGGAAGUUGCUUUACGACAGGGCCAAGGAACAAGGGAACAUGGUGUUAGCAAGCGAUUAUGUGUCCAAAGCAGUACAAGCAGAUCCUGAGGACAUCGAUCUGAAAUAUGAAUAUGCAGACCUCUGCCUAAGUGCUGGGAAAUAUAAAGAAGCUGCUGAAACCUAUGAGAAAAUAUUUCGUCGGCAUCCUGAGAUAAUCGAGCCACUCAAGAGGGGGACAGAGUAUUUUCUAAAAUCCGGCAAGGGUGAACGAGCAGCAAACAUGUUAGAGGAUCAUAUAAAAUCUCAUCCAUCUGAAGUGGGGCCCGAUAUCUUGGAUCUACUGGCUGAUGUUUUGAUGCAAAUUAAUGCGUAUGAUAGAGCUCUUAAGUAUAUUCAUGAUGUGCGCCAAAUUUACAAUCUAGGAAAGGAACUGCCUUCCAGCUUAAAAAUCAGACAAGCCAUCUGCCAUGUUCGCCUCGAAGAAAUGGAGCAAGCAGAGAUUGUUUUAAGUAUUCUACCACGGGAGGCUGUAUCUGAACAUCCAAAGCUCAUCAUCGAUUUGGCUGAUGAGCUAACAAACAUCGAGAAUUUUCAUUCUGCUCUCAAAUACUAUUUGCUAGCAAUCAAUGACUCUCUGAAUAAUGGCUAUUUGUUUGUGAAAGCUGCUCGCUGUUAUAUGUCGUUGGAAAAACGAGAACAGGCCAUCGUUUUCUAUUACAGAGCUUUGAAUGAACUCAGUGAUCCAAUUGAUGCUCGCAUAACUCUGGCUUCACUUCUCCUGGAAGAUGGCAAACGAGAUGAAGCUAUAUCAGUGCUUUCUCCUCCGGAAAAUCCAGAUCUUGACACGUCUGAACAGAAGGCAUGGUGGAAGAAAAGAAAGAUCAGGAUGCAUAUUUGUCAGAUCUAUCAUUCGGAAGGGAUGCUUGAGGAAUUUGCCAAUACAGCAUUGCAGUUGGUUCUUAAGUGGGUUUGGCGGCGUACGGUCAAGGGAAAAAGAAAUCGAUCGGUUCUUUCGGAGCUUCAAAGAAAUAGAAGACGCCGACGUCCUAGAGAUCCUCAAGCUUCCGAGUUGAGAGGCGGACCCAAAAAGUGGCGCAAAAACAGGGCAACACUAAAUGAAACAAAAAGAAUCAGAGAACGGUCUGCUAUUAAAGCUCAUAACGAAGAUAUGUGUAGUGACUCUGAGGAAGAAGCUAUCAAGGAUGAAGAGUAUCACCGUCUCUUUGUUGAUUUGUGCAAGGCUUUGGCUUCCCUGCAGAGAUAUUGGGAAGCUCUUGAGAUAGUUAACCUGGCUCGUAGAUUGGACGCCAAAAUGCUACCUGUUGAGAAGAAAAAAGAGCUUCAGUCACUUGGAGCUAAGAUAUCAUGUGAUACUAUGGAUCCAAAGCAGUGGUUUGACUGUGUAAGAUCUGUCAUUCAGCAACACCCAUAUCGUCUGAAUGCCUGGAACUGCUAUUACAAAGUCAUCUCAAGACUAGGGAAAAGAGCAUCGAGUGAAGCUAAGUUCAUGCAUCACUUAAGAAGCAAGCACAGAGAUUGUGUACCGCCUAUUCUGAUCGCUGGUCAUCAUUUCACCGUGACAAGCCGACAUCAAGAUGCUGCUAGAGAAUACCUUGAAGCAUAUAAACUAAUGCCAGAUAGCCCUUUAAUCAACCUCUGCGUAGGAGCUGCUUUAAUCAACUUAGCACUCGGUUUCAGACUCAAGAACCGGCAUGAGUGUCUCGCUCAAGGCUUUGCGUUUCUAUACAACAAUAUAAGAAUCUGCAGCAACAGUCAAGAGUCGUUGUAUAACGUUGCUCGGGCGUAUCACCACGUAGGUCUUGUGACUCAUGCGGCUUCAUACUACGAGAAGGUUUUAGCGAUCUACGAGAAAGAGUAUCCAAUGCCGAAACUCACAAAUGAAGAUCCAAACGUUGGGGAAGAGCGUAAACCUGUUAACUGUGACCUACGCAAAGAGGCUGCUCACAAUCUGCAUUUGAUCUAUAAGCACAGCGGAGCGUUUGAUCUCGCGAGGCAGGUCUUAAAGGAUCACUGCACUUUCUGAGUUUCGUCUGUCUUGUAAACUCUGCAACCAACUAUUAUUAUUGUCUUAAGGUUGAUUUAUUGUUUAAUUUCAACUUCGUUAACUGAGUUUACUUGGAGUAUAUAAAUAUAUAAUUGCUUCUUGCUAAGAUAAUAUUUCAAGGAUUUA
Brassica napus (rape) is the source of this 2286-nucleotide messenger RNA. Its product is annotated as general transcription factor 3C polypeptide 3-like. The record is from RefSeq and is a predicted model, not a curated record. The coding region runs from base 76 to 2139 and encodes 687 amino acids. The transcript has 14 exons. Lineage: Eukaryota; Viridiplantae; Streptophyta; Magnoliopsida; Brassicales; Brassicaceae. Gene Ontology annotation, molecular function: protein binding. Gene Ontology annotation, biological process: transcription by RNA polymerase III. Gene Ontology annotation, cellular component: transcription factor TFIIIC complex.